CAGGCAACCGGAAUAACAGAGGCCAGCUGAGCGCGCCUGCGCAGCUGUCCGUUGGGAGGGUCAGUUCUGGAAAACUAGGUCCUGGGGUUUCCCCUGAACAGGAGCGGUCCCCAAGAGCCUCAGGCUUCUGUCCAGGCCCUGAAUGGCUGGUCUCCAGUUGGCCCUACAUCUCCCUGUGAGCAUUAUGCUCCCACAUAAUAAAAUGGAUGCCCCAGGGCUCCGCUCAGCCAAGCAAGACCCUUUUGAACAAGGUGACUCGUCCCAGCAGUCUUCGAUGGGACACCUGAAGAACAAUUUCCAGCAGAAGCUUUCGAGCAACAAAGAGCCCAUAUUGGAUAAUGUCUACCCUCAUCCCAAAUGGGACGUCUGUACAAAAGCCCAGAGCUAUUCCUAUCCCCUCUGCGUGGGGACCAGUCAGCAAGAUUCAGGAAACGAGUCCCAGGAGGCCCAAGGAAAGGGUUCAUAUUACUCAUCAGGCCCACAGUCCUGGCAUCCCAAAGCAAAUAACCAGGACUUCAUCCCCUUUACAAAGAAGCGAGUUGGGGUGGACCGGGCAUACCCACUAAAACCCGUGGUCCACCGGAAGUCUCGUAGUUCAGGUGAGGCUAGUGCUAAUGCCUACCCAAGACCCCUUGAGCCAAGAGAGUUUUCGUGCAGCGACUUUGGCUGGAGAAGUCGGGCAGAUUCAUCUGGGGCUGGCACUGUUCCUGCUGCCAUGCACCAGGAUAGGCCCCUGGCACACCUGGACAGGACUGGGUGGAUGCAGAUCCAAAGACUAGAAGCUGCCGGGGAAAGCUUAGAGAAGGAAAUCCGAAGAAAGGAGAUUCUCCUGAGGGAAAAGCUGAAGAAGACACAGGAGGAGCUCAGAAGGAUCCAGAAGGAAAAAGGACAGCCUGAGGAAAAUGAAAACAAAGAGCUCCAGAGAAUGAUCCUCCCUAGGAGGAGAGGUAAAGGUAACCACAUCAAUACCACCUAUAAGCCUGUCUUCUCCCCGGAAUUUUGGUCUGAGGAAGCAUUCAGUAGAGACAAGAGAGAGGAUGAAACUUGGGGACAGUCUCAAGAAAAUUCUAGUCCAUGCCAGUUCUCUCAUUAUGGAAUCCAGAAGCUAGAAAGGGAAAAGCUGGUGACAAACAAUAACAAAAUCCGAGAUCAAGUCUCAGGGCCAUCGAUGGAGCGAUUUUCUCAACCUUCAGAAGUGCCAAGCAGUGCUUCUUGGGGGUCCACCAGAGAUCCUGGCCUGUCCAGGGGACCAGAUGAUUCAGGAGCCAGCAGUUCCACUGAAGAGCCAGAACUGGGCAAGUGCAGCCACUGUGGACGCAAAUUUCUCUUGCUCAGACUGGAGAGACACUCCAACGCCUGCAGCAAGAUGCAGGGCUCCAAGAGGAAAGUGUUUGACUCCUCCAGGGCCCGAGCAAAGGGCACAGAGCUCGAGCAGUACUUGAACUGGAAGGGCCCAGCCUCGGUUAAGGUAACGAGAGCUGGACCUCCGCGGAAGAGCAACUGGAGACAGAAGCAUGAAUCUUUCAUCCGUACCCUCCGUCAGGCCAGAGAGGUCCAGCAGGUAAUUGCUAAAGGUGGAAACCCCUCAGACUUGCCUCCCAUCGAGCCUGCAGAAAACCCAGACUACCUCCAGUGUCCUCACUGUAGCCGCCACUUUGCUCCCAAGGUGGCUGAGCGACACAUUCCCAAGUGUAAGACCAUCAAGAACCGCCCUCCACCACCAAGGAAGCAUUAUGGUUGAGCAGAUGACAACAGUGCAAACAUCCUCCGAUUUUUCAGAGGUUCUGCUUCUCUUUAGCAGUAAAUGGGAGAAUAAUCUGAUGCAAAGCAGAAAAACGUCUAUCCCCCAGAUAUGCCUGCAGUUAAAAUCCGUGAGGAGAGAGCCAUUGCUAAGCAGCACAAGGCAGAAGGAAGCCCCAGCCCCGCACUAAAUUAUAACCUCGGGUUGGCAUACCUUGUUCUUGCUCUAAGAACUGGGGGAAGAUGCUGAAGGGUACUGAGCAGGCUGCAUUAAAGCUCUCUUCUCAUAAGCCUGUGGUGUGUGCUGGUGAAAUGCCUGUGCCUUCUGGCCACUGCGUGGAUCUCCUUGGUUCCUGUGCAGGCUUCCUGCUCUAGCAAGAACUUGGAGUAGGGGGAACCAGCAG
Molecule: messenger RNA, 2144 nt
Organism: Tupaia belangeri chinensis (Chinese tree shrew)
Lineage: Eukaryota; Metazoa; Chordata; Mammalia; Scandentia; Tupaiidae
Gene: ZC2HC1C
Product: zinc finger C2HC-type containing 1C
Exons: 3
Coding region: 143-1741 (532 amino acids)
Source: RefSeq, a predicted model, not a curated record